Molecule: messenger RNA, 2287 nt
Organism: Coregonus sp. 'balchen'
Lineage: Eukaryota; Metazoa; Chordata; Actinopteri; Salmoniformes; Salmonidae
Source: the annotation of a GenBank genome assembly
CGAGGGGGAGGAAGCUUUGGUGGUAAAUCCAGCAUAGGUAAGAAAUCCUCCUCCACCUCCAACCGCAGAGGCACCAACACCCAGCGCAGACCCAACCAAGGGACCAACAACCAGCCAGGGAACAACCCCCGCCAGCCCCAGAGUCCUCAGAACCCUCAAGGAGGGUACCCCCAGCAACCAGGGGGCUACCCUCAACAGCCAGGCAGGGCAGGAUACCCUAACCAUGGUGGGUACCCUGCUGGAGGAUAUCCAAACCAGUAUGGUGGAGGCUAUGGAGGGGGAUAUGGUGGAGGCUAUGGUGGCGGUUACGGAGGGGGCUACAUGAACCAAAACCCCAACAACUGGAUCCUUAGCCCCGGCUACGGGGGGUAUGGUGGUGCAGGUGGCUCCCCGUUCUCCCGCUCGGUGCAGGGGAUGGGGAUGGGCCCCUCGCUGCAGUCCAGGGGGUUUGGGCGUAACGCAGCGAUGGCGGCCGGGACUGGGGUCGUGGCUGUGAUGGCUCUGGGCUAUGGACUGGGCCGGUUCCCCCGGCCUCACUUCGGCUUCCACAACCCCCAGGAGGAGUACUACUAUAACCACUACAUGUACAGGAGGUACGGCACCAAAUCCACUGAUGAUAAUGACUACAGCAGGGACUACUGCUUCAGCCCGCCUCCACAGUCCUACGAUAACUUCAUGGAGACCUGUAUGAAGAGGACUGACCUGCUGAGAGGUGGGGAGAAGGGUAGAUCAGAGAAAGGAGUUGGGGAGAAUGCACCCCCACACGGAGCUCCAGAAAGCCCCAGCACUCAGGGAAUUGAACCCAGUGGAGGAGGAACUGCAGGCGGGGAGAAGAUUGCAGAGCCAGCCCCUGUCCCUGGAGGUUCCACCAAUACCACAGACCCCGGCUCCACCCCAGCACCAGGCAGUGGCCCCAAUAAGAGCUCCGCCACAGGCAGUCCCAGUGAGAGUAACGUCACAGCUGAGAGUAACGGUACAGCUGCAUCCGAGAAUCCUGUGACACCUGAACCCUAACCCUCAAACCCCCCCUGCUGCAGACAAGCCCCUCCCCCCGACCGUAGCUGUGCCUGACGAUGAUGAUGAUGAUGAUGAUGAAGAUACAGUGAGCAUCUCUGAGAUUGGCUAUCCAGAGCUGAUAGAGCAGAUGAAGGCUCGGAGGUGUGUGGAGCUCUAUAUGGUGUACGCAGAAUGCUACCUGGAGAAAAAGAAGCAGAAGAACAAGAAGAACCCGCCCCGGGCAAGACCCAGAGGAGGAGUGGAGAGAUUGGGAGGAGGAUACCAGGGACUGAUGACUGUACUCACCUCUACUGCACUACCUCUACUGAACAGCAACCUGCUACUACUGCACUGAGACAGAGAGAGAAAGAAACAGAGAGAGAGCAGACGGAGAGACAGAUAGAGGGAGAGAAGGAGAAAGGACACUGUUUGCUGUCACACCCUGUGAGUCAGAGUCAGGAUUGGGGCUGAUGGAGGGAUGCAAGGAUAGAGGGAUGCUGGGACAGUGUAUCUUCUCCUCUCAUCCUCCUUUGAACAACAGCUCAGGACUCUCCAUCAUAAGUGGACUUUUAUUAUUGAUAAAUUGAGUGGAUUUUUUUUACAUCACAUUAGCUGGCUCUAUGGGCAGAGAAUGAGACAUGUUUCUAUCCAUUUGACAAACAUUGCUAUCUUGAUUUCACUUUUGUAUGGAAGUGCUAAAAGUUUGGUCAUAUGCUCUGAUGAGGUCAGAAGACUGAAAUGUUACAACAAAACAGGUGGGGAAACAGUUGAAAGUAAGCAGUGGGAGCUUCUUUUAUAAUUUUCUUUAGGACCUGACACAUUUGCCAGAGACUCUUGUCAGAUGUGUGCUUGCAUCCCUUGUCAUUCACCCACUGAUAUCCUAUUAAAUGGAUGGCUCUCAGGUUAUCUGAACCAAUCCUCCUGUAUCGGGGCUUGGUGUCAUCUUUAUCUCUUAUGUGUCUCUAACGUUGUGGUUAUUUCUUUUCACACUAUUCAGUGGAUUUAUUUAUUUGAUUUUGUUUUGGUAUUAUACUGUAUGUCAAGUUAGCUGCAUGUGCUCAAAAACACUUGCGAAAACCUGAUUUCUUUCUCUGCUCUGACUCCGAGGGCCCUCCUUCCACUUGAUAGUGACUUGCUUCCCUCUCUGGGGUGGUGACUGUAGAUUGUACUAUAAGUGCUCUUAUUGUCUAGGCCCAACCAGGCUUUGAACCAGGCCACUGUAGCAGCAGCCCUACAAGCCAAAGGAUAUGGAUUCAGACAAACACUGUCCACUUUAAAGUCAGGGUCUUAG